UUUUAGGAGGCAGAGGCGGGAGCUGCGGCGUCGUCGUCUGAGGAGAAAGAAGGAAAGAAAAGCCUCGCUCGGAGCCCAGAGGCCGAGGAAGGAAGAAGGGAAAUGAGGAUUCUAUGGAGCCACGUCUUGGGUGCCGUAAGGAAAGAAAUAAUAUAGGAAGAAGAAAUCCUCCCAAGGUGAAGAUCUUGCUGAAUUCCUGACCUCACUUACAGAUAAGAAAGGAAAGAAGAAGAGUCAAGUAUCUGUAUUCUGAUGAAACACCUCUAUCACAGUGGACGUGAAGGAGAAAGCAUCUAAAUACCUGGAGUGUGGAAAGAGUGAGUUACACUCAGAGUAAUGGUCUGCAGCGACAUGAAAGGACACACACUGCGGAGAAGCCCUAUGAAUUCCUGGAGUGUGGAAAGAGCUUUGCGCAGAGUGUAGAUCUAUGUUCACAUCAAAAGACUCACACUGCGGAGAAACCCUAUACAUUCAUGGAGUGUGGAAAGGGAUUUAGUUACAGUUCAAAACUAUGUUUGCAACAAAAGAAACACACUGGAGAGAAACCCUAUAAAUGCCUGGAAUGUGGAAAGAACUUUACUCAGAGUUCAAAUCUCCGUUUGCAUCAACGGACUCACACUGGAGAGAAACCACAUACUUGCCUGGAGUGUGGAAAGAGCUUCACUUCUAGUGGACAUCUACGUUCACAUCAGCGGACUCACACUGGGGAGAAACCCUAUACAUGCCUGGAUUGUGGAAAGAGCUUUGCUUCUAGUGGAAGUCUAUGUAAACAUCAAAGGACUCACACUGGGGAGAAACCCUAUACAUGCCUGGAGUGUGGAAAGAGCUUUGCUCAGAGUGGACAUCUAAGUUCACACCGAAAAACUCACACUGGGGAGAAACCCUACACAUGCCUGGAGUGUGGACAGAGCUUCACUGAGAAUGGACGUCUACGUGAACAUCAAAGGAUUCACACUGGGGAGAAACCCUAUACAUGCCUGGAGUGUGGAAAGAGCUUCACUGAGAGUGGAAGUCUACGUAAACAUCAAAGGAUUCACACUGGGGAAAAACCCUAUACAUGCCUGGAGUGUGGACAAAGCUUCACUGUUAGUGGAAGCCUACGUUCACAUCAGCGGAUUCACACUGGGGAGAAACCCUAUACAUGCCUGGAGUGUGGACAGAGCUUCACUAAGAGUGGAAAUCUACAUUCACAUCAGAGGACUCACACUGGGGAGAAACCCUAUUCAUGCCUGGAAUGUGGAAAGAGCUUUGCUUGGAGAAGAAAUCUAGAUGUACAUCAAAGUACUCACACUGGGGAGAAACCCUAUACAUGCCUUGAGUGUGGACAGAGCUUCACUGAGAGUGGAAGUCUACGUUCACAUCAGUGGACUCACACUGGGGAGAAACCCUAUUCAUGCCUGGAGUGUGGAAAGAGCUUUGCUCAGAGAGGAAGUCUACGUUCACAUCAAAGGACUCACACUGGUGAGAAACCCUAUACAUGCCUGGAGUGUGGACAGAGCUUCACUGCUAGUGGAAAACUACGUUCACAUCAAAGGACUCACACUGGAGAGAAACCCUAUACAUGUCUGGAGUGCGGAAAGAGCUUUGCUCAGAGUUCAGAUCUGCGUUCACAUCAAAGGACUCACACUGGGGAGAAACCCUACACAUGCCUUGAGUGCGGAAAGAGCUUCACUAAGAGUGGAAAUCUACGUAAACAUCAAAGGACUCACACUGGGGAGAAACCCUAUACAUGUCUGGAGUGCGGAAAGAGCUUUGCUCAGAGUUCAGAUCUGCGUUCACAUCAAAGGACUCACACUGGGGAGAAACCCUAUAAAUGUCUUGAGUGUGGAAAGAGCUUUACUCAUCGUUCAAAUCUACGUUCACAUCAAAGGACUCACACCAGGGAGAAACCUUAUAAACGCAUGCCGUGUGAAUAGAAUCUCUCUGAGAUUGAAAUCUACAGAGACAUGGAAUUCAUAUUGGAGAGAACAGUCAUAUUUGACCCCAUAGGGCUCCCCUACACAGAGCUUUUCAAGCUUUUCAUGUUGGUGAUGCACUUUUCAGGCAUGCAUCCUUUCACGACACUACAGUAGACUCUCAUUUAUCCAAGCUUCACUUAUCCAAGGCAGUCUGCCUUUUAGUAGUAAAUGUUGAAAUGUUUUGGUGCUAAAUUCGUAAAUACAGUAAUUACUACAUACCAUUACUGUGUAUUGAACUGCUUUUUCUGUCAAUUUGUUGUAAAACAUGAUGUUUUGGUGCUUAAUUUGUAAAAUCAUAAUGUAAUUUUUUGUUUAAUAGGCUUUUUUAUUAAUCCCUCCUUAUGAUCCAACAUUUUCGUUUAUCCAAGAUCCUGCUGGCCCGUUUAUCUUAGAUAAGUGAGACUCUACUGUAUUUCAUUUGAACUAGCAAAACAGAUUCACCAUUUCAUCAGGAAGUGUGAGAGAGUGUUUCUCCAGGAGACUUGGGAGAGUAUAUCUCAAUUCCUGUAUAAUCCUGGUGGGAGAUUUUGAUGCCCGAAUGGUUCCAGACGAUGAAUCUCUUUAUGGUCAUUUCAGUGAGCAUGCUCUUGAACCAGUGACAGCCCACCCCGUUCCUGAUGGCCGUCCAAAGGUCUGACCUGCAGUUAUUGUGGGCUUUUUUCUUCUACGAAUGAUCAAUAGCCGAGAGAUAGUUCUGUUGAAUGUUGGCACGGAUGAGGCUCAAUCUGGAGAAUAUACAGGAGUCCGUUCUGACAAUAAAGGUCCUGAAUUUAUAUCAGGAAUUAGUCACACAA
Molecule: messenger RNA, 2752 nt
Organism: Anolis carolinensis (green anole)
Lineage: Eukaryota; Metazoa; Chordata; Lepidosauria; Squamata; Anolidae
Product: zinc finger protein 420-like
Exons: 2
Coding region: 474-1916 (480 amino acids)
Biological process (GO): regulation of transcription by RNA polymerase II
Cellular component (GO): transcription regulator complex; PcG protein complex; chromatin
Molecular function (GO): RNA polymerase II cis-regulatory region sequence-specific DNA binding; DNA-binding transcription factor activity, RNA polymerase II-specific
Source: RefSeq, a predicted model, not a curated record